AUGAUUAUGAAAGGUGUUGCUGUGGUCCUGGUAUCAUUCCUUUCUCUGUCCUUCACUUCUCCUCCUCCUCCUCCUCCUGAUGUCCUCAAAUGGACUGAACUUGAAGUUGGGAUGAUGUACUCGUAUGACAUGGUCUCCUUCACUAGCCAAACAACUAGCAACACUCAAUACUUCUGUCUUGGGGUGGGAGGCAGUGGAGGCUCCCUUCCUCCUCCCUCUCUCUUCAACCCGUCUGCCAUUGAUACUGACAACUGGUUAGAUGCAGCAGCAGCCAUUAGAGCCAAAUAUGCAGUCCUGGUAGCACAGCAUUGCAGCGGGUUUAGCAUGUGGCCGACUGACAUUAAGAAUGAAACCGGGUUCGAAUACACUUACAGCAUUAAGAACUCUCCACUCAGUAAAAGAGGAUUUGAUAUUGUAAAGGCUUUCAUUGACAGCUGCAAGUCACACAACAUACUCCCAGGAAUAUACUACAGCCUAAACCAGAACUAUUAUCUCAAUGCUGGACGAGGUAUAGUGCAAAACUCACAGCUGGUGCCAGGACAGGCGAAAGUAUCUCAAGAUCUUUAUGGUCAAAUUGUCCUGGCUCAAAUGAAAGAACUUUGGAGUAACUAUGGGGAACUGGCGGAGAUAUGGUUUGAUGGAGGCUGCUCUGUUCCUGGAAUUUCAGAUAACAUCUCUUCACUUCUUGAAUCGCUCCAACCUCAUGCUGUUUAUUUUGGAGGAUGUGCCAAGUCAAACAACCUCCGCUGGGUAGGCACUGAGUCAGGAAGACCAAGCUAUCCAAUAUGGAGCACUGCUAUGGACUGUAGAGCAGGAACAGGUGACCCUAAAGGCAACGUAUUCUGUCCAGCAGAAUCAGACACCACACUGCACACCAGUGGACAAUGGUUCUGGAGGGAAGGGGACGCCAUUAAGAGUUUAAGUGACUUACAAACUACAUACUACAGGACAGUAGGUCAGAAUACCAACUUGCUCCUCAAUGCAGCUCCUAAUGAUAAAGGUUUGAUUGAAGAAGGAAGCAUGGAAAGGUAUAAAGAGUUUGGGUCGUGGAUUGAUUUGUGUUUUAAUGCUCAGCCUGUCAUCAAAACAAGCGGAAAAGGUAAAAUAAUUCGACUUAUUUCAGCAGCUGGUCAGCCGUUCAGAUUCAACAAUAUAAUAAUCCAAGAGGAUCAAACUAACGGACAAGUUGUUACUCAGUUCUCAGUCUACAAUCCAAUGUAUAAUGGAACAGUAUCUAUAUACAAUGGGACCUCCAUUGGACAUAAAAUCAUCAUUCAUCUAACUGAUGAUCUCUGGCCUUCACACGAGCUUGUACUCAAUAUAACACAGGCAGCUGCUGUGGAGCCAGCCAUUACUAACUUUGCCGCCUAUAGCUGUCAUGCUUAA
Molecule: messenger RNA, 1386 nt
Organism: Amphimedon queenslandica
Lineage: Eukaryota; Metazoa; Porifera; Demospongiae; Haplosclerida; Niphatidae
Product: putative alpha-L-fucosidase 1
Exons: 1
Coding region: 1-1386 (461 amino acids)
Biological process (GO): fucose metabolic process; glycoside catabolic process
Cellular component (GO): lysosome
Molecular function (GO): alpha-L-fucosidase activity
Source: RefSeq, a predicted model, not a curated record